This is a messenger RNA of Babesia ovata, 960 nucleotides long. Its product is annotated as chromosome segregation ATPase, putative. The coding region runs from base 1 to 960 and encodes 319 amino acids. The record is from RefSeq and is a predicted model, not a curated record. The transcript has a single exon. Lineage: Eukaryota; Apicomplexa; Aconoidasida; Piroplasmida; Babesiidae.
AUGGCUGGCCGCAGCGUUGUGUGCGAUACGGAUGGGUCUGCGGGGGACGGAAGGCCGACUAAUCUGGCGAUGUCUGUUUCUAUUGGUGGUGACCACGAUAGGCAUAUGGAUACGUUGAAGGAGAUACGGUGGCCGCAGAGGCUGUUGAACAUGUUGUCUAUAUGGAUGCCCAUUUUUGUGGUGGUCCUUAUUGCCUCUUGGAUAAUAUAUCAGCGCAAUGAGUCGCAUGGUGUACCAGGAAAUCCCCCGUUAGGUGACGUGAACGACUCUGCGGCUACUAAAGGCGAUAAGGUUACAAAGGACGUUACAGCCAGGAUAGGCAGUAAGGAUAGUAUCGUCUUUGGUAUGACGCUGAGCAUCAAAUUGAUGGGGCAUAUAAUCGAUGAUUUUGAUACCAUGGAGCGUUUCCUUAAUAGUAUCGAACCUGUCGAUAGUGUCAAACCUAUCAUGGAUCGUAUGAAGCGCAUCUACGAUGGUGCCGAGCCCAUCGAGGAGCGUGUGGAGCGCGUUAUGGACCGUAUCGAGCGUAUCGAUAGUGCCGACCCUAUCAUGGAGCGCAUCGGGACUCUCAUCAUUGCCGUCGAGGCUAUCGGUGGUAAUGUGAGUCACAUCAGAUAUCGUAUGUGGGAUAUCGCCGAUCGUAUUAGUAAGAUGAAAGGCCGUAUCAUGCCUGCCGAUAGUGUCCAGGGUCUCAUCGGUCGCAUCGAGACUGUCGUCACUCGUAUGGAGCAUCUCGCCGAUGGUAUCGAGCUUACCAUCGAUCGUAUGGAGCUUAUCAUCGAUAGUAUGGUUCCUCAGCGUCGUAACGAAGCGGAUAGUCCAGGUAAUAUGGAUGCUGGAGACGAUGCGUAUGGUGACGUAGAUACAGAUUCUACAGGCGACGCGUAUGGUGAACCAGACGCUUACGAUGGAAGAGACCAGUUCCCGCCACGAGACGCACACGAUUCCAAGGAUGACUGA